CCAGGACCCUGCAUUCACUAUAUCCGGUCCCUCCAGACCCUGCAUUCACUAGAUCCGGGUCUCCCCCCGGACCCUGCAUUCACUAGAUCCCCUCUCCAUGGACCCCGCAAUUCACUAUAUCCGGUCUCCCCAAACCCCGCAUUCACUAUAUCCGGUCUCCCCGGACCCGCAUUCACUAUAUCCGCUCUCCCCGGACCCCACAUUCACUUUAUCCGCUCUCCCCGGACCCUGCAUUCACUGUAUCCGCUCUCACCUGGACCCUGCAUCCACUAUAUCCGCUAUCCCAGGCCCUUGCAUCCACUAUAUCCGCUCUCCCCGGACCUUGCAUUCACUAUA
Staurois parvus is the source of this 336-nucleotide messenger RNA. Lineage: Eukaryota; Metazoa; Chordata; Amphibia; Anura; Ranidae. The record is from the annotation of a GenBank genome assembly.